AUGGCUGAGACACGUACUGCGUUUCCUCGGCCUCGAACAAUCCACACCCACCCCUCUCAUCAUGGACAACCAAGCGGUAAUUGCCGGUGCCCAGAACACUGCUGCAACGAAAAAGAGCAAGAUUAUCGACCUUCGUCCGCACUACUUACGCGAACACAUCCGUCUAGGCCAUAUACAACUCCACCAUGUACCAUCCAAUCGGAUGCUGGCCGACAUGUUUACAAAGCCCCUACUACGUACGCAGUUCAGCCAUAUGAAGACCGGGCUUCACCUUGGGUAGCGUAUGCACCCAGUCGAGGCAGUCGUCCCUGCAGGAGGCGUGUCAUUGGGACUCUCUUGGUCCUUACAGCGACGAAGCCCGACCGGUCUUGA
Messenger RNA from Chondrus crispus (carragheen), 372 nucleotides. RefSeq lists its product as hypothetical. The transcript has a single exon. NCBI's taxonomy places the organism in Eukaryota, Rhodophyta, Florideophyceae, Gigartinales, Gigartinaceae. The record is from RefSeq and is a predicted model, not a curated record. The coding region runs from base 1 to 372 and encodes 123 amino acids.